UUUAGUCGGUGCUGGAUGCUGGCGCCCGCUGGACCGGACCGCCACUGGCUGGAGGCCGCGGGUAUAUUGCAGAGCCCCCCUGCCGAGCUGCGCGGCGCGGGCGAGGACUUCCCCCGGCCGGCGCUUCGCGUCCCACUGCUGCUGCUAGCGUCCCACUGCUGCUACUUCUUUGCUGCUUCCCCGCCAACGGCGCUCUCAGUCAUGAUGCCGAAAACUACGGGCGUCACUUGCUAGCAGAACUUGCGGAAGACGACAAGAAAAAUCAUCGCAGGAGAAAGCAAAACGCUUCAGGUGCGGCAGGAUGGGCGCCACCAGCUCGUCGCGGUCCGCGCGCCGCCUGCUGCGGGGCCGGCUGUGCUCGCUCUGCCCCUCGCGAGGUGCCGCCGGCGGCGCCAAGGGGGCCGAGGCCGGCGGCACUGCGGCUGCCGCGCACCAGGACGACGCCGUCAUCGUGAUGCCCCUGGACAACCCACCGGACGUCAUUGGAGCGCACGAGAGGUACUACAGCCCCGGCGGCUACCCGUACGGCCUGGACGGCCUGGCCGGCAGCCUCCCCGGCCGGACGCUGGCACGCACCCUGCCCACGCAGCACCAGCACCCGCCCUGGCCGCCGCGCCAGGACCGCCAGCACGACGCGGGGAGGACCACCGCGAGGACCUGCUCCACCACCACGCCCUCCUCCAGGUCCAGGACGGAGGCCCGGUCCGGAUCGUCGUCGCCGCCCUCGCGUCAGCCGCACAGCCACAGCCGGCGGCACCGGCACCACCGCGGCCGCUCCAGCAAGCCCUCCAGCGGGUGCUCCAGGUCCAGGCCCUCCGCCAGGUCGCCCCGGCAUAGCAGGGCCGCGCAGUCCAGGGCCUGCUUUGGGUACGACAUAGAGGACGUGGACGGAUUCCUCGCCAAGGCCUCCAUCCAGAGUCCGGCCAACAUCCCCAUGGUGCUCGCCGCCGCCUGCACGCUGUACCGGACGCGGGAGGGCGGCUGGCAGGAGGAGGUGCCCCUGCCGCUGGGGAUGGUGGUCAACGGCGUGUUCCGCGCGUCUGGCUGGCUCUACGCGCAGACCCCCCACGGCCACGAGGGCUACGUCCGCUACACGUCCUGCCUACCGCUGGGCAUCAUCCCGCCGCAGCGCGCCGAGGCCGCCGAUGAGGCCCCGACCAGGGUGGCCGAGGUCCGCGCCGCGGCCGCCGCCGCCUCCUCGUCGUCGCCCUCGCCGCGCGGCGCGGGGCAGAGGCCGGGCCCCUGCUGGGACACGGCCUCAGACAUCUUCCCGUACCCGGCCCUGUGCUCGGGCAACAGGACGGACACGGACAAGAUUGGGGACACGCGUUCAGAGAGUGCGUACAGCUCCAGGCGGCCUGCCGCUGCCGCCGGCCGGGGUCGCCGUGCGCUCAACCUGGAGCACCUCCUCGAGGCCCGGCGCGCGGAGCAGAGGGUGGACGCCCUCUACAUCCAGGCCUGCACCGGCGGCUCCGCCGUCUGGGCCGCAUCCACCACGGCGUCUUCACGACCGGGCACGCUCGUGGUUGUACAGAGAACGUACACCGGCUUCGGCCUCAGUCUAGCGCGGGGCGACGUCGUCGCCAUCUUGGAGAACGAGGACAGCGGGUGGCUGCGAGUCCAGGACCGUCACGGAAGGGAGGGCCUCGUGCCAGCCUCCAUAACAGACAGCGGAUAUUUGUAGGCUUUAAUUGCGUCCUUUGUUGCCAGCAUAGUGGGGGAAUGGAAUAAAAACGA
Molecule: messenger RNA, 1737 nt
Organism: Frankliniella occidentalis (western flower thrips)
Lineage: Eukaryota; Metazoa; Arthropoda; Insecta; Thysanoptera; Thripidae
Exons: 7
Coding region: 302-1684 (460 amino acids)
Molecular function (GO): protein binding
Source: RefSeq, a predicted model, not a curated record